Capsaspora owczarzaki ATCC 30864 is the source of this 1059-nucleotide messenger RNA. RefSeq lists its product as hypothetical. The transcript is spliced from 4 exons. The record is from RefSeq and is a predicted model, not a curated record. Bases 1 to 954 code for a protein of 317 amino acids. Lineage: Eukaryota; Filasterea; Ministeriida; Capsasporidae.
AUGAAGAAGAAGAACAAGAAGAAGAACAAGAAGAUCGAGAACAAUCAGCAGCAGCAGCAGCAGCGGAUGGAAAUUGCUGGGAUGACGCGGACGGUGACAAUGCGGCCCAUACGGCCCAGCGAUUACGAGACGGUCGUGCAGCUCGAUCGCGCGCUCUAUCCUCUGCCCGACGAGAUCGGUGCGACGCCAGCUGUACUCGCCAAGUGGUACGCGCGCCAUCCGGAGCUGGGCAUGAUCUACGAGGAGACAUGUGAGAACGAGAGCUCAAGUCCCGCCACGACUGCCGCUAUUGGCUCGAGCGCGCCGAAUCGCAUUGUGGCCGUAUGCUGCUUCAUCCCACUGUGUCACACGACGUGGUUGGACUUGAUCAGCGGCAAAACAACCGAACGCGAAGCCGCUCUGCAAGAACAACCCAACUCACCAACCGCGAAUGAGGGCGACCUUGGCCUUCACCUGUACCAUGUGGAAGUCGUCGAUCGUACGGCCUUCGCCGCUGUGUAUAAGGAUUGCGCAUUUUAUAACGUGUGGCUGGACGACUUGCGCAAAGUGCUCGAACAGAAAUGCUUGCGAAUGACUGGAUUUUCUGCACUCGCAGUCAGCUUGGCAGGAGCCGGUCUUGUUCACAAAAAGCUGGGGGUACCAUCGGCCAAGCAACUGUUCCACCAUUACCCUCAAGUUGGAUCCGUGCCGCCGGCGCAGCAGGAGGACACGUCGACUGUGAUGGUUCUUCAAAAGGGCACCAUCACACCAGUUGAGGUACCCGCUUGUAACCAAUGCAUCGACACCGGUAUCUUGGAGCCAUGUGAGCACUUGAAGCUCCAUUCGAGUGUGCAAGAGCUUCUCGCAAGCGGCUGCACCAUCGCCGGCCAAGAGAUUAUGUUUGCCGCAACCGCGGUCUGCAAGGACAGGCUGUGUCCCGACCUGCGCAAGCUCAUGCAAGCUCCUAUUGAGUAGUUUUAUCGGUUCUCUGUUGAUGAUUUACUGGUACUGAUUACGGCUAAUCUUUCACUAUUCGUUUGAUUUUUUAGUUGGAAGUCGUCGCUGGGUGUUUGUUUUCGG